Molecule: messenger RNA, 787 nt
Organism: Cynara cardunculus var. scolymus (artichoke)
Lineage: Eukaryota; Viridiplantae; Streptophyta; Magnoliopsida; Asterales; Asteraceae
Product: 30S ribosomal protein S21, chloroplastic-like
Exons: 2
Coding region: 31-588 (185 amino acids)
Biological process (GO): translation
Cellular component (GO): ribosome
Molecular function (GO): structural constituent of ribosome
Source: RefSeq, a predicted model, not a curated record
GCAAAGAAACCUCCGCUAAAACCCUCUCUAAUGGCAGCUUCUUCUUCUUCUUCAUUAUUUGCAUCUCUGUUGAACUCUAUCUCCUCCCUCUCUCUCUCUUCAUCACCGCCGCCGCCGUCACCACCAUCCACCGUCUCUCUCUCGUCCUCCUCUUCCUCAAAUUCAUCGUCAUCGAAGAUCCUAAAGAUCAGACAACCGUUAAUAACCCCCAUAAUCCAUGAAGUCUCUCCUGAUAUCCAAUCAGUUCUAUUCCCUUCGCUUGCGUUUUCAAAUACUUUAUUCUUCAAAUCGGCGUACAACGUUCAGGUGAUCGUGAAUCCUGAUGAACCUGAAGAGAGUUUGAUCGGUCGGUUCCGUCGAGAGGUUUUCAAAGCGAAUAUUAUACAAGAGGCUAAGCGCAGGAGAUAUUUCGAGACCAAUCAGGAGAAGCGAAAGCGGAAAAUUCGUGAUGCUGCUACUGCUAGACGAAGAGCCAAAAGGCGUCCGCGACCAGUGGUUAAAAAGGAGGAAGUGCCACAAAAGAAGGUGGUUGAUGAUGAACGUGACAACUGGGAACAGAUUGAUGUUGAAGUCCCCUAUUGUCGAUGAGAACCAACAGCGAUUCUUUUUGCCGAUUUAGCAAGGGUUCGAUCUUGCACCCUGAAAGCUCUAAUUUACUCGUCUGCUCAAAUUUGCAACCUAUGUGCUUUUGACUGCUAAUGAUUUAGGUUUUGUUUUUAGAAUGCAUUUUUGUUACAGUUAAAAUCUCUUACGAUUAAUAUAUAUUUGGAAGCAAUGUUACCAUUUA